GUCACGAUCCGUGGCCAAUUGCCCCGUGCUAUGCGCCACUGCGGAGGAAGACGAAGAAGAAGAAGAAGAAGGAUACCAGUGCUCGUGCUACACUUCGAUAUCCGCGUUGCAACCGUCGCGAUGCUUGCCGCGUUCCUCGCCUUCACAGCCGCAGCCUCUGUCCUCUCCCCUGCUCAUUCAGCUUCCAUGGCAUUGACGGACUUGCUACCAGACCUCCGGGUUCGUGCGGUACACCCUUCCAAUCACACCGGAGACCUCAGUGAAUCGAAGAAUGACGCGCCAACUUCAACGUUCGACUUCGAUGUCCGAUCUCGACAUUUCUACGCGGUCCUUCUGGUUGCGGAAGAGAAAGACGUCCAGUGGUUCGUCGUGAACGCCCACGACGAGAAGCUUGCCAACCACGACGUCGUCAUCGGAUACUCGCCUCUUGCUGGUCGUCGGCAAUAUGUCAUCGUUGUCUUCGAUCAAGGUCGUGUGAGAUUCAGCAACCACACGGUUGCGAAACUGUCCCGCAUUUUGCAAAGAGGGAACAGGACAUGGGAGAUGGUCCGUACUGGCUUCGGGACUCGUGAGCCUCUUGUGAUGAGAAAGUUUUCCGCCGAGUCCAAUGCUGCUGUACAGGAAGAUGUGGAGCCAGAGAAAAGGAGCGCAGAUAACGAUGACGGUUGCGGCUCUUCCUGCCCACGAGCUGAAGUACAACCAGGAGGUUCUUCCGGAGUCGACAAUAGAACCAUAGUUCCCGGAUCCUUAGUUGACAACCUAACCAGGGCAGGCAUCCUGCCUCACUUCUUGGAUAGUCCUCCAACGGGCGAAAUCGACGUCGAUUACGGUUACGGGCGCGUCAUUCGCAUGGGUAACUACUUCGUCGCCCAGUACCUCUGGCUGGAACCGUUGAAUGUCACCUUCGACAUGGAAGACGGGAAGCUAUACGCUCUGGUGCUUACAGACAUCACAAUCACGUACUGGCAGUACUGGCUAGUAGUGAACAUCGUCACGAAAGACGUGUAUUCGGGUGACGAACUCAUCAUGUACAGCGGACCGUUUCCAACGACGGGUACCAAUCAUACUUUGGUGUUUCUAGCAUAUUCGCAGGGUACCACUGAGGUUGACGUCAAGAAACUUCAGAAGGAAGGCGAAGGUGAUCUCUCGACGAAAGAUCCUAGGGUGUUUGCUCGGGAAAAUAAGAUGGGCGAUCCGAUCGCGAUGAAUUAUUUUAUCACGGAUGCUGAGCUGAAGGAAAAAAAGGCGAAAACGAUACACGAUAGCGAGGAAGAGCGGAGGAGGGAAAGAAAGGAGGCCAUUGCAAGGAGGAGGAAGACCAAGGAGUUUCAGGUUGAGCCCUCAAGCGAUGCCAACGCUGGGCAGGAAGCCGCCAAAACUAGCGGCGUUCGGAAACCUGGGAUAGAGUGUCUUGUUCUGGUGACUUGUCUCGUAAAGAGCGUUUUUAGGCAAGUUUUUAGCAUUAGGUAAAUUCAAUAAAUACUAACUGAUCGAUCUUUC
Messenger RNA from Ornithodoros turicata, 1500 nucleotides. RefSeq lists its product as uncharacterized. The record is from RefSeq and is a predicted model, not a curated record. The coding region runs from base 31 to 1470 and encodes 479 amino acids. NCBI's taxonomy places the organism in Eukaryota, Metazoa, Arthropoda, Arachnida, Ixodida, Argasidae. The transcript is spliced from 2 exons.